AUGCUAUUUCCCUUGAAGACUGCUUUCCCUCAGCUUGUUGUGCAAGGUUUCGACUUCUCACCGCGAGCCAUUCAAAUGUGCUCAGACAGAGCAAAGGAUCUUGACGUGAUUUCAGAUUAUUUGUUUGUUAGAUAUCCUCAGGGUCUUAAAGCCACGAAACCAGAGCAACCAAAUUUAACUUCCUAUUUGGCAAAAUCAGCAGCACCAACACUAGACCAUCACCAGACACUAGAACGAAGGAACAUUAACAUACGUUUUCGAGUCCCAGUGUGCACAUUAAUCAGUUUGGUAGAGAACGUUGAAUGGCUGCGUUACCGUAGAUUGUUGAUUCUAGUCAUGAUAGAGUUGACGUUAGUGGAUCUGUCGAUUCCUUCGGAUAAAUCCAAUUUUUCUACACAAGCCGAUAUUGCUACGCUAAUUUAUGUGCUAUCUGCUAUUCAUCCAGAUAAACACGCAGUUGCUGUGAAGAACAUGCGUAAAUAUGUCAAGGUUUGUACUACCCAGAGACAAGAAUAUUUUGAGACUGGAGGUAGUGUUAUUGUUCGCGACUAUGGUGUUAACGAUUACGCGAUGAUACGCUUCAAAAGGGGAGCGAAACUUGCCGAUCGUUUUUAUGUUAGGCAGGAUGGAACUCGAUCUUACUACUUCCGAAUAGAAGAAUUAGAGGAACUAUUCAAAUCAGCUGGAUUCGUGUGUCUUCGAAAGGAAUACUUGCAUCGGCAAACUAUCAAUCACCAGAAACAGCUUAAUGUGCCAAGAAUAUUUGUGCAAGCUCGAUUUGUGAAGCGUUAG
Molecule: messenger RNA, 792 nt
Organism: Strongylus vulgaris
Lineage: Eukaryota; Metazoa; Nematoda; Chromadorea; Rhabditida; Strongylidae
Source: the annotation of a GenBank genome assembly